Molecule: messenger RNA, 1611 nt
Organism: Ascochyta rabiei
Lineage: Eukaryota; Fungi; Ascomycota; Dothideomycetes; Pleosporales; Didymellaceae
Product: Putative ATP-dependent helicase IRC3
Exons: 2
Coding region: 1-1611 (536 amino acids)
Molecular function (GO): DNA binding; ATP binding; hydrolase activity
Source: RefSeq, a predicted model, not a curated record
AUGGGCAGCAACUGCGCUUCCGGUGCAGCAGACAUAACCAUUGCCUCGAUACAGAGCAUCACCUCUGGCGACAGGUUGCGCAAGUUUGAUCCAUCACGCUACAAACUGGUGCUUGUCGACGAGGCACAUCACAUCGUCAGUCCAACCUACCUCGAUGUCUUGGAGCACUUUGGUCUGCGCCAUGCCUCGGACUGGAGCAGAGGCAAUGUGCCCGCUCUCGUCGGCGUGUCUGCAACCUUCUCUCGUUUCGACGGCAGAAAGCUGGGUGCUGUCAUCGACCACAUCGUUUACCAUCGCGACUAUGUGGACAUGAUCGAAGAGAAUUGGCUUUCCGAUGUCGUCUUCACUACAGUCGAGACCAAGGCUGACCUGACCAGAGUGGGCUCGAACGCGAAUGGCGAUUUUCAAGCAGCAGCUCUGUCCAAAGUCAUAAAUACAACAGAGACCAACGAGCUUGUUGUCAAAACCUGGUCAGCGAAGGCGAAAGCUCGCUGCUCAACGCUCAUCUUCUGCGUUGACUUGAGUCACGUCACAAACCUAACUCACAAGUUCCGGGAGUAUGGCAUCGAUGCGCAAUUCGUGACCGGCGACACACCGCCCAAAAUCCGCAGCGCCAGAAUAGACGCCUUCCGAAAUGGAGACUUCCCCGUGCUUCUCAACUGUGGAGUCUUCACCGAGGGCACUGACAUUCCAAACAUCGAUUGUGUGCUUCUCGCGCGCCCGACAAAAUCGCGCAACCUGCUUGUACAGAUGAUCGGACGAGGCAUGCGUUUGCACAAGGGCAAAGAGAAUUGUCACAUCAUCGACAUGGUUGCUGCACUAAGUACUGGCGUCGUGUCCACGCCGACGCUGUUCGGUCUCGAUCCUGGUGAGAUAGUAGAUGAAGCAGACACGAAGCGUAUGGCUGAAUUAAAAGAGAAAAAGGAGAGAAAGGAGACUGAGAAGCAGCACCAGCAGGAAACCACCGCACUGAAGCAACGGACUCUUUCAAGCAAGAUGCCCGGUACCAUCACCUUCACCGACUACGACUCUGUCCAUGACCUCAUCGCAGACACGUCUAGCGACCAGUACAUUCGCAGACUCAGUCAAUAUGCUUGGGUUGGUGCUGGCGAAGGCAACUUCGUACUCACCACCAACAGCGGCAACUACAUCAUGAUCGAGCCCUCUGGUACGGCGGAAGGUUGCUUCAAAGCCAAAUACUACCGGAGGUUGCCUCGAAGUGAGACGAUAAAGAGCCCCUAUGCUGCUCCCCGAGUGAUCGCUGAAGGCGAAUCUUUCGAACAUGUCGUCCAUGCUGCCGACACAUACGCCAAGGACGUCUUUGAGCAUAUCUGGAUUGCAAAAAAUAUGCCAUGGCGUAGGAGUCCUGCAUCACAAGCCCAAGUUGACUUCCUAAACAAGACACGACCCAAAGAGGACCAGCUGAAGCCGCAUGAUCUUACCAAAGGUAAAGCAGGCGACAUGAUCACAAGAAUCAAGCACGGGGUGAGAGGGCGAUACGCCAGAGCUUCUUCGAAGCAGCGCGUUGAGACUCGAACCAAGGUGCGCGCUCAAACGCUGCAAGAGAAGCUUCAGGGUCAGGUCCGUGUAGGACCUCUUUCACACAUCUGA